UUUUGACGGAUGGCGUUAUCGGAACUUCGCUCGAGCUCCACAAUGACAAUUGUGAGGCAGCGUUGUGUCUUUCGCCGCUUAGCUCACCGGUGUUAGCUGCGAGGCGGCGAGCAACACGAUGGAUGCCGUCGCUUUUCACGUGCUUCGCGAUGUAUUGCCCGCCUUACUCGCAUCAUUCGUGCUGUAUUCCGUGGCCGCUGCAGCCGCAGCGUUCGCAUGCUUGGCCGGCCUGUUGGUCUACAUAAAGUGGAAGCAACGCGAAACACUUGUCUACAUAGGAAAGUUCCCCGGUCGAACGGAGCCGAUCCCCUUGCUGACCACAUGGUCGAUACAUCGGACCCUUUCCAAAGAGGCGCACCGUUUGGACAUUGCAACCCAUUUGUUUCAGGUGGCCUUUGGGUUCUCCCGGAUUUACAAGAAACAUGGCAUGUUUCGAUUUUACGACGCCACUCAUCCCGUUCUCGUACUGUUCAAAGCUGAAGCUCUCGAGGAACUUUUGGCGAGUAACACGAUACUUAGGAAAGGUCAUGAAUAUGAACUAAUCAAGCCAUGGCUCGGCACUGGUCUUCUUACAAGUUCAGGAUCAAAGUGGCGUUCUCGACGGAAACUGCUGACGCCUGCAUUUCAUUUUCGAAUACUGGAAGACUUUCUGCCGGCAGUCAAUGACCAGUCCAAAACUUUGGUGCGCAAACUUGGGCAGCUUGGAAAAGACCGUUCCUGUGACAUCGUUCCUCUAAUAACGCUUUGCGCUUUAGACAUCAUAUGCGAGACUAUAAUGGGCUACACAAUCAAUGCUCAAAGCAACCAGCAUUCGGAAUAUGUUCAAGCCAUUAAAGUGCUUGGUCACAGCUUCACACGGCGCCUAGAGUCACCAUUAUACUGGAUAGACGCCAUAUUCCGGCUCUCGAAGCACGGAAGAGAGUUUGAAAAGAAAGUCAAGGAGCUUCACGAAUUUACAUUGAAGGUUAUCCGAGAGCGAAAGCGAGAGAUUCUGUCGUGUCCCGAACUGCAGGAGUCUCUCGAGGAAACAUCCAGUGAGAGUGACGUCUACGGCAUGAAAGGAAAAGCCAGGAAACCAUUCUUGGAUAUCCUCCUCCGAGAACACAUCAAAGACGCUGAAAAUUUUUCCGAAGAAGAUGUUCGAGAAGAAGUAGACACCUUUAUGUUUGAGGGUCACGACACGACAGCAAUGGGCAUGAGCUGGGCCCUCUAUCUUAUUGCCCUUCAUCCGGAGCACCAAGAGCUCAUACACCAAGAGCUGGACGCCAUAUUUGGCUCCGACAAGGCACGGCCAGUCACUUCGGAAGACUUGAAGCAAAUGAAGUACAUGGAAUGCUGUCUAAAGGAGUCUCAGCGAUUGUAUCCAUCAGUUCCAUUCAUCACUAGAAAGUGCGAGGAAGACGCCGUAAUCUCCGGCCGAAAGGUCCCUAAAGGCACGGACAUCCAAAUUGCCAUUUACAACCUGCAUCGUGACCAACAAGUGUUCCCCAAACCAGAAGAAUUCAUGCCAGACAGGUUUUUUCCUGAAAACGUGAAAGGGAGACAUGCUUUUGCGUUCGUCCCUUUCUCGGCUGGCCCAAGAAACUGCAUAGGUCAACGUUUCGCCAUGAUGGAAGAAAAGGUCGUUAUUGCCAACAUCCUUCGAAACUACAAGCUGGUUGCUCUGCAUUACCGAGACAAGAUUCGUGUCAUGGCGGAACUCGUCCUGAGGCCAACAAGUGGUCUUCAUGUGAAAUUCAUUCCGAGGGAAUCUGCAAAACUGCAAUGAAAGACUCUACGAGAAUUAUU
Messenger RNA from Rhipicephalus sanguineus (brown dog tick), 1788 nucleotides. RefSeq names its product cytochrome P450 4c3. The record is from RefSeq and is a predicted model, not a curated record. The transcript has 11 exons. Bases 119 to 1768 code for a protein of 549 amino acids. Gene Ontology annotation, molecular function: heme binding; oxidoreductase activity, acting on paired donors, with incorporation or reduction of molecular oxygen; iron ion binding. NCBI's taxonomy places the organism in Eukaryota, Metazoa, Arthropoda, Arachnida, Ixodida, Ixodidae.